CAUUUUUCCAGUGAUGCAUUUUCCAAGAUAAAUGAUACAUCCGUAAAUAGAAUAAGGAGCCACAGCUGCUGCCUCAGCACUGCAAGUAAAAAGCUCAUUUCUCAGUAGUCGUAUCAUCAAUAGUAUUUUGUUCAGUAAAACAAUGCUCUUAAUUCUGGAAUUAAUUUCACCCAGGAGAUUUUAAUGUGUAUGUAUUUGUACAUUUCAUUUUCACGUAAUUCGUGCAAUAAGGGGCAAACCAUACCCCACUGCAUUUGCUUUUUUAAAUCAGUUAAUUUUAUUCAUAUGAAUAUUUGAAUUUUGGGCAGUUAUCCUUCAAAAGGUAUUACAGUAUUUGUUUCAAAGAAAAAUACAAUUCUAAAGUAAUGUUUUCAAAGUUUUAAUGACAAAAUGUCUUUACCGUUAAGUUUCAUGAUUUUUUAUGAAGUGCGACCAGCAUUAUAUGGAUCUUUACUAUCAAUUCCUAAAAUUUUAAUCAUCAAUAACUGAAACUUAAUUUUAAGUAUGGCUGGGUUAGCAUUUGAAACAUUUACUCAUCAGGCAUGAAAUAAGUAUUUUAUUUAUUGAUUUUACACUUAUCUCUUCCGCUAUUGCUCAAAUUAUGAAAACGGCCCACAUGCGGUACGUAUUACAGGGGAAUACAGAGCAUGUACGGUAUGCCAGUCUGCAAGGAGCACUGACCCUGAUUUUUGAUCCCUCGUGGGGGUCUGACAGACUUUUAACCCAGGGAUAGGGUUACCACACUGACUCUAGCUGUUAUUAAUACACGCAAAGUCGGCCUCUGUUUUGCUAACGGCAGAAACACAGCAGGGAGAGUCUCUCAACCGUGAACAAAUUCGACCAAGCUACCAUCUCUCUGGACUGCAAUCUUCAAACUGAUCACCAUGGACAAUCACGACAAGGCACCCACUGAGGAGCCACCCACACAACUCAUUCAAUUUCUUGAAGACAUCAAACAAAGCGCUGAUGAUGACAAAUUAGAGCGCGACCACACUUCUAAGAUGGACAAGUCAGACAUGGAGAGUGUUGGACAGAUGUUUGAACACUGCAUCCAGCAAGUGUCCCUUUUGGAGAUACGGAGAGAAGAGCUGAUACAAGAGUUACUCUAUCUGCAAGAGCCCAUGAUGCAAAUUGUGGAUCAGCUGAGGGAGAAGCUGAGGGAAAAGCGGAGACUGAUCGCCCUGGCUCAGAGGGAUCGCACAGACGUAUUUGAGGAAGUGCAGCAGGUGAAGAGGAAACUCUUCAACACAGCCAGAGACUGCAUACACAGCCAAGUGAUGCUGGCUGAACAAGAGUAUUGGGUGGCCCAAGAGGCACUAACAAAGGAGGAGCUUAAGGCCCAAGUCCAAUAUCUGACCGAGGAGUUGUUUCAGCUUCGAGAGUCCCAUCAAAAACAUCUGAAUUGUUUGAGGGAUCAGGCCAAGAAGCCAUGCAGACCGAGAGCCAUGAACGAUGUCAACCUGUGCCGACAAGCUUCCGUCCGCCUCCAGCGCCGGCUCAGCAUCAGCAUUCAGGAGUUGGAGAGCUGGUAUGAGCCGCGACUCAUCGCACUGCUUAAGAGGAAGCAGUUGGGAGAGAAAGCCUUGAGAGUAGGCCAAGAGCAAGCAGCGAGCUUUAAGGCCCAACUCGAGCCCCUCAAACAGGAGGUACAACGACUAGAGGAGCAGAAAACCUAUCUGGAGCAAAGGAUCAACCUGAUGCAGCAGGAGAGAGAGGAAAUGAUCACACAUCACAAGGAAGUCGAGGAAGAAGUAAAACAGGCCCUGAGGAAACUAGUGCUGGACUUUGAGGUUCAAAAAAGACAAAAAAAAGAUUUGGAAGCUGUCACCAAUUAUAUUUUAGAUGAGAUGGCAAAUCUCAGAGUCUGCGAUGAUGCUUCAGCGGAAGAACAGCCAAAGGAUUCAACUUCCUGUCAAUCCGCCGAAUGUUGAACAUUUUUGCUUGAAAUUAGUUUUAUAAGGUAAAUCAAAUACAAAGCAUGAACUCCAUUAUUAUAAGGAAUACCAUUCAUUUUUUUUCUUACAUGCCAUCCAUCCACAUUCUAUAGCGCUUGGCCUCAUGAGGGUCACGGGUGCCUUUGGGUGAGAAGUGGGCACACACCGGACUGUUAAACUGCAGGACUGAUACAGUGACAAAGAAACAUGCAUUCACACUGCAAAGCAGACCACUUUACUUCAAAUAUUUAUUAUGAAUAUAAGCACACAAGAGCUCAGAUGCCGCACAACAGAACAGAAAAUGUAGAGGGAAGAAAAAUGGAUGCAAGAUGUAACACAGCUAGAAAAUUCUGGCUACUUUCACACAAAUAAAGUGGAAACCUUUGUAUGUACAUUUGUAUAAAAAAUGGAUCUUUGUAGAAAUGUGUGGAUCUUAACUAACCAAUUCCAGAAAAGAUGAGGGAAAACAAACUCGUUGAAAUAAAGAAUUGGAAUGACCGCCGACUUCUUGACGGUUUCAUCACAUCAGGGUUGAAUAACUUGGAUUAUGACAAACAUAUCUAAAAGAAUUGGAACCUAUUCAGACUGAUCACAUCGGCAUGUUAUGAUUUUCCCCAAAAACACUGGUGCCCGAAAUGUAGAUUUAAAAGAAGUGCUUAUGCACCCAACAAUGAAAAGAGAUCAUUUGAAUAAGCAGGUCAGAAGAAAA
Molecule: messenger RNA, 2643 nt
Organism: Hippocampus zosterae (dwarf seahorse)
Lineage: Eukaryota; Metazoa; Chordata; Actinopteri; Syngnathiformes; Syngnathidae
Product: syncoilin-like
Exons: 5
Coding region: 885-1931 (348 amino acids)
Cellular component (GO): intermediate filament
Source: RefSeq, a predicted model, not a curated record